Molecule: messenger RNA, 495 nt
Organism: Penicillium cinerascens
Lineage: Eukaryota; Fungi; Ascomycota; Eurotiomycetes; Eurotiales; Aspergillaceae
Exons: 4
Coding region: 1-495 (164 amino acids)
Source: RefSeq, a predicted model, not a curated record
AUGACCACAAGCCCCUUGCACCAACCGGGCAGAUAUAGAGCCGAAUUAUCGAGGCUAUUGGGAGAGCGCGAAGAGCCGGCCGACACUGCAUCCCAUCGGCAGGAGUGCCCGGGGCAACCGCUUUCAACCGACUCGGUUGGCUCAGAAUCUGGCAGCCGAUCAACCAGGAGAAGAGCAUCUGGCAUUUCAUCCACAGGCUACCGAUCCUCAAUGUCGGAAUCAUUGCAACAACUAUGCACGCGAGUGAGGACGAUUGAAAAUAAUGUGAUAACCCUCGGACAAGAGCGCACGGACGAUCGGACCACUGUCUCAGAGCUCAAGGAAGCGAUCAAGGAGGUUAAGGAGAUGCUGGCGGCGAUGAACGCUCGGUUAGACCAGAUGUGCAAGGCAAAGGGUGAAUCCACGACUCAACGUCACCCAGCGCGCAAGCAGAGAAGAAGACCUCGAUCGGAGAAAAGCGACAGGAGAAAAAGGCUUCUACCGGAGGAAAGCUAG